AUAUUGUUCACCUGCACGCAUAUACUUUUGGCGUGAGCAUCACGGCGCUGCAUGGAAAAGUCCAAAGAGUGAAGAAGUAGAAGAAGAACCGGAAUGGCGACGCCAAGCAGCAACGAAGGUUCAGCCCCAGGACAACCAGCCAAGACGGCACUUCCGACUGGGCCCGCAAGCCCCACGAUGGCGUCUAAGGGAGAGAGUCAUACGGACACUGCAGAGCCUGGCGUCACAGCGGUCGGAGGCGCCAAGGAUGCCACUACCACGCAGCCCAGCAGCGAUGCACCUUCGCCCACUAAAGAACCUGGCCCCGCGGAAUACCACGCUGCAACAGCGCCCAACGACUCGUGUCUUGGCAGUGCGAUGAAUACCCAGAGAGCUACGGACGACGUCGUUACCGACAGGACUACUGGUGCUACGUCGACGAGUCAUCCGCCGACGCCAAGGGCUCCCGUCGCCGGCGCCCCGACACCCGAGGCUAUGGAUCGGGGCACUGCGAAAGCGCAGGGCUCUAAGCGGCCCGGGCCUGCGGAUUCUGGGAAAACCAGCCCUGACAAGACGCCGGGCGCUGCCCAGAUAACCGCCGAAACGGUGACGUCGGGAGGAGCUAACGCUCGCGGCGCUACAUGUAACGUCGAUGCUGCGACAGCGCCCGUCGGUGUUGGUGUCGUCGGCGAGGGAGCAGCUUACCGCGUAAUCUCUCCUGUCGUGACCCCUCCUUGCUUGACAACUCCCGGCACGACCACUCCCGAAGAGUCAACCCCCGGCGCGACACCACGCGGGGUGACGCCUCCAACCAGCGCAACGCCUCCUAUCGUAACAUCUCCUGGCGUAACAUCUUCUAGUGUGACAUCUCCUAGCGUGACAUCUUCCGACACUUCUGGUUCGGACGCCACAGGUCAAAAGAAUCGCGACGGUUUAACUACGAAAAGCCCCACGGAACCUACCGCUGCGAAGGCGCCACGUCGCGGGAAGACUUACGCUGUGAACUAUGGCACGGCGAAAUCUGGCACCACUACGCCUCCCAACCCUACACAUACGAGUGCUGCAGCAUUGGCCGGGCCAGCGUCGCCUCUUACGGCAGUUAGGGCUACGGGACCCAACGAUGCGAAGGUAAUUAGCGACGCCCAGCCCCCCGCAUCUACGGAUCCUGGGAAUCCGAAGAACAACGUAGUGGUGGCGCGUAGUGCUGCCGAUCCUGGUGGUGCGAUAAGAACGGCGACGGUCGAAGCGGCGUCCGGCGCUGCUGAGACCGUGUCUGCGAGAGCCACAGGUGCGUCGACGUCCGCCGUUACAGCUGGCUCCGCAACGAAGUCUGGCCGUGGGACGCCUCCCAGUGCGGCCGACCUAAGCAUUGCGGGUCCCAGUGGAAUGAUUGCGGCCAGGAGCACGGAACCCGGCGUUUCGCGACCGGUCAAUACGGUAUCCUGCUAUGACGGGUCCUCCUCACGGCCUAGCGCUCCCAAGGCGCAGCACGUCGCCGCAACAUCGCCACCGUCGGUGAAGAAGUCGGCGACCAUCAAACGUAUCCUCGAGGAACUGGAGGACGUUUCCCGCGACCCGCCACCAUAUUGCUCGGCCGCCCCCGUGGAUUCCGACGAUUUGUUCCAUUGGCGUGCCGUCAUAGUGGGUCCCGAGGGAACUCCUUAUGAAGGAGGGCUCUUCCGCUUGGCGAUUACUUUCCCCGAUGACUACCCUCAUAGUCCACCCAAGGUCACGUUCGCGACCAAAAUAUACCAUCCCAACGUGAGCACUGACGGCGACAUCUCCCUCGACAUGCUUCUCUGGAAUUGGUCUCCGCAGAUGAGAAUAGACCAAGUGCUACUCUCCAUCUGUUGCCUGAUGCGAACGCCGGACCUGCAAAGCGCGGUCAAUGAGUACGCGACCGUUUAUUACAAAGAGGAGCCCGACAUGUACGACAUAAUCGCCCGCGAGUGGACUGCGUCGCACGCGAUGUCAGGUAAUUAGUGGACCACAGGAUCUCGGUUGGACCGCGCGUCUACUGCCAACAUAAUUUUGUAACGACUGUGCAGUUGGUGCCAGCUAACUCGAGUGCUAUACGAUAAGCGACAAUAAGUUCCGAAAACGUGGUCUAUAUUCUGAGAUUGGGCACCUCGCGUAAUUGCGCAAGUCGUGUAUCAGACUGCUACGACGAGGGCACUGUCAGUGCCGCCAAAAUUAUCGCGCUGUCGCAUAUAUUUGGGGGAAAUUUUUGGAAAGUCGAAUGUUUGAAUUUGCGCGAAAAAAAUAAACGUGCACUUGACACUAAAACUCGUCCUUUCGAGGAAAAUAAUCGUGGAAUAAUGAAAUGCAUUUGUUGCGGUGUAUUUGUUGUGUGUAUGUAUAGUGACUUUCGAGGUUUUUAGGCUACAUUCUCCGCGCGUAAUGAUGAUUUCGCUGCGUAAUCAGUUGUGUGAUAAAAUUAUUUAUCCGAGAGCAACUCCUGCCCUAGCUCGAGCACGCACAAAUGUGGACGCCUUGACUGUAGGGGUUGAUGCCUGUUCUAGACAAAUCUGUUGUUUCAUACAACGUCAAAGCCCGUAAAUAAACCAACGAAACGGGAUAUAAAUGAGGCGUUGCGCGCUUUUUCUUUCUGGAUUGGUCGUGCAGAUGGAGUCUUCAACCAAAAUCAACCACCCCAACGCGAGCAACGACGGUGACAUCGCCCUCGACGUCCUUCACUGUAGCAAUGGUCGCCGGCGCUGACCGUGGACAAAGGGCUGCUCGUCAUCACUAAUCUGAUGAGACCCCGGAUGUGAAAAGCGUGUUUCAGUAAAACGUGGCCAACCACUACAAGGAGGAGCGCGAGAUGUGCACGAUAUGAUCGCCCGCGAUUAUGGA
Dermacentor silvarum is the source of this 2835-nucleotide messenger RNA. RefSeq names its product mucin-19-like. The coding region runs from base 94 to 1962 and encodes 622 amino acids. The record is from RefSeq and is a predicted model, not a curated record. NCBI's taxonomy places the organism in Eukaryota, Metazoa, Arthropoda, Arachnida, Ixodida, Ixodidae. The transcript has 2 exons.